Coccidioides posadasii C735 delta SOWgp is the source of this 2073-nucleotide messenger RNA. RefSeq lists its product as uncharacterized. Gene Ontology annotation, molecular function: monoatomic cation transmembrane transporter activity. Lineage: Eukaryota; Fungi; Ascomycota; Eurotiomycetes; Onygenales; Onygenaceae. The record is from RefSeq and is a predicted model, not a curated record. Gene Ontology annotation, biological process: transmembrane transport; monoatomic cation transport. Gene Ontology annotation, cellular component: membrane.
CUGCGGCACUGAAACCAGGCCUUUGCCAGCUUGGCUUGCGUCAAAAAAGGUUCCUGGAGCUUGGUGAGUAAGAAGGAGAGCUUGGCCGUUGCAGCUUCGACAGUACCUUGGAUAUAAUUGUCGCGGAGUGCAGUGUAAGCUGGCCAGACGUAUAACUAAACCAUCCCGGCUCGAAGGAAAUAAGGCAGUUCGAAAACAAAUCACCAAACAUCCUCCACGGUCCAGCUUGUGCUGGGCCGUCGCUUUACGAGGUGAUGCCGCUGACACAGCUGAGCACGCGUGCCAGAAGCGGAACCGUCAGACUCAGCCUUUUGAUCUGCCGACGCCCACACGAGCGAACCGUCCCACCAACCAACGAGAUCGCGGAACGACGCUGCAGCUCGAUCCAGCAACGUGUCUUCCAGACAUCAGCCAAAGGUAUUUCCUCCCAACCCUUUCGUGCUCAUGCGCAUGGGCAAAAACCAGCGACACUCCUCUCGCACCCCUUGAUCUCCACCGACAGACCCUCUCGCCCCUUUCUCCUCGCGCCCCUCGUGGCCAUGUCGAGCCACCAAGUCCGAAACCAUGGCAGCCAUGGGCAUCACCACCACCACCACCACCACCAUCACCAUGAUACCACCUACCUUGUCUCCAAGAACAGGAGCGAUCCCGGCGUCCGCAUAACGCGAAUUGGGCUCCUGGCCAAUCUCGCCAUGGCUAUCGGAAAAGGUGUCGGAGGUUAUAUGUUCCAUUCACAAGCGCUGGUUGCCGACGCGUAUCAUUCUCUCACAGACCUUGUGUCGGACUUUAUGACUUUGGCAACGGUAACCUGGUCGCUCAAACCGCCGUCAUCGAAAUUUCCCACCGGAUACGGGAAGGUGGAAACCUUGGGAGCACUGGGUGUGAGCAGCUUGCUCCUCUGCGGAGGCUUCUUCAUGGGCCUAAAUGCAGCUGAAGUCUUGCUUGUUCAAGCUUUUCCAGAUAUUGCAGACAUGGCUGCCCACUGGGGGCUUCUUGGUCAUGGUCAUUCUCACGGACACAGUCACAGCCAUGGGCCUGCAAUUGGGCCUAAUAUCAAUGCUGCUUGGCUAGCCGCAGGAUCUAUUGUGAUUAAAGAAUGGUUGUACCAUGCGACUAUGAAAAUUGCCAUUCAACGCAAGUCGUCCGUGCUUGCAUCCAAUGCCAUUCACCACCGUGUUGACUCCCUCACAAGCAUUGUUGCACUGUUGACCAUUGGCGGAGCACAUGUCUUCACAGAUGCAUCCUGGCUCGACCCCGUCGGAGGACUUUUAAUUUCAUUGAUGGUCAUCAGGGCGGGAUGGGGAAACUCAAAGACAUCAUUGUUGGAGCUGGCAGACGUGGGCGUAGACGAAGAUAUGAUCGAUUCCGUCAGAAAGUCAGCCAUGAAAGCAUUGGCUACCGCGUCGAGCGGUUCUGAAGUGGAGAUUCGUGACAUUCAGGGUAUCAAAUCGGGUCCGAACUACCUCAUGGAUAUAGAGAUGGCAGUUCCAGAAACCUGGUCGGUCGGCCAUACACGACACAUUGAGGAGUUGGUCCGACAGCGAGUCGGUGCGCGCGUUAAGAGCGUCAAACGGUUGAAGAUACGCUUUACGCCAAAUAACCAGAAAGAAGUCACCUUUGCGGAAGAGUUCAUAGCGCCGGAUAUCAGUCCUCGAAGUAGCCCUGAGCCAGAGAUAGAGCACAGCGGCGCCGAAACAGCCAUCAAUUCUAAUCCAAAGUUACAACAAAAUGGUAUUCGAAAACGUGGGUGAGCUCGUGAUACAGGUUUCAAAUCGAUCUUGUGGACCCUCUUGUGCUAUAUGCGCAAAAUGUAUUAUCCUGACCUCCCCUAUGAGGCCGUUUGAUUUACGGCUUCGGGCAUGCUUCAGGAGGAGAUGAUACAUUCAGGGGUGCCUCUAUUCCGAACUCCUGCCGUGAAGCAAAGUACGUACAUACAAGCAGCUACUCUAAAAGAGGGGGGUUGGGGGCUUUUUCUGUGGCGCGCUUUGGUAGCUUGAUCUUGAAAUGCCACAUUUCCAGCGUUUUUUUCGAGGUUGGCGACUGGAUUUUUUGUAUGUCCUCGGAUAGAUUUCG